Messenger RNA from Salpingoeca rosetta, 1707 nucleotides. RefSeq lists its product as uncharacterized. The transcript is spliced from 16 exons. The coding region runs from base 1 to 1476 and encodes 491 amino acids. Lineage: Eukaryota; Choanoflagellata; Craspedida; Salpingoecidae. Gene Ontology annotation, biological process: protein phosphorylation. Gene Ontology annotation, molecular function: ATP binding; protein kinase activity; metal ion binding. The record is from RefSeq and is a predicted model, not a curated record.
AUGACGAGUGUGUCGCUAACAGCUGGUGUGGGCACGCCGCUGUACAUGGCACCAGAGGCACUGACAGGCGACAAGUACAGCUUUGAAGCAGACGUGUUCAGCUUUGGCGUGCUGAUGUGGGAGGUGGCCACACAGCGCGUGCCUGACCUGAUUGAGCAAGAGCUUGGGGCAGAGUAUACUGGGCCGAUCCUCGCCACACUCAGCGGCUUGAUGGCGGACGGGAAGCGUCUCAAGUUUGAAGAUGGCGGAGACGAAGGUGGUCAAAAGGAGGGCGAUUUUCUCCGCCCCGCUGCGUUGACGGAUCAGAAUGCGACGCUGCGCGAAGUGAACAAGAAAUAUCAGCGGCAAAUUGAAGAGCUAUCAGCCGAAGUCGACGCACUGAAGUCGGAGCUUGCGUCAUCGCAGGCGACGAUUGCGUCAUUGCGCGACUCGAAAGAGGCGUUGGCGGACGCGGUGGCCGCGGCAAAGAAGGACGCAGACACAACGCACAUGCAGUGCACACAGAAGUUGGCAGCGGCGGAGCAGGACAUGGCUGCUGAGCGGAAGACGUACGACGAAUCGCGAUCGUCGCUCAACGCAAUGAUGGACGCCCUCCAGAAGCAGCUGGAUACCGAGAGGGAAUUGCGUGAAGAGGUUGAGAACGACCGCGCUUUCAGCAAACAGCAGCAGCAGGAGGCGGAGGAGAAGGCGAAAGAGGCAGAGCAGCAGAUGGCGGCGCAGGAGGAAACCGUGGUCCACUUACGCAAGCAGCUCAAAGAAGUCAAGGGCCUCAACCUGAAAAUGCUCACAAACCUCCAGGAGCUGCAAGGACAGGUCAAGGACGAGCAAAACAAGUGCCAUGCCAUCCAGCAGGAAAAGGACAAGAAGGCAGCAGAGAUUCAGACGUUGCAGAGCAAGCUGCGCGAUGCUGUUGCUCGCCGCGAUCACAUGGAGGCCGCGCUGACGGAGGUCGGCACCCGGCUCAAGGCUGCUGACGGGAAGCGCGUUGAGAUGGAGACUGCGCUGACGGUUGAGCGGCAGUGGCGGCAGUCGUUGCAGCAGGAGGCCGACAGGGCGGCAGAGAAGCUCGAAGAGAUGGAGAUGGUGCGCAGCCAGCUCGUGUCGACACAGGACGAGUUGCGAUCACUGCAGACGAAGCACGACAUGCUGCAGCAGUCGUACCGCGAUCAGGAGAAGGCGUUGCUGGAGAUGGGCGAACGCCUCUCAGAGACCGCCCUGCAGGUUGACAGGUUUGAAGCCCAAGAGAAACGAAAUCGACAAAAGCAAUGGGCGGAUGACAGCGAAAUCAAACACUGUCAGGCCUGCGAACGCUCAUUUGGCGUCAAGCGAAGGAAACACCACUGCCGGGGGUGUGGUGGCAUCUUCUGCGACGAGUGCUCCGACAACCGCAUGCCCUUACCAUCAUACGCAAAGCCCGUGCGUGUGUGUGACACGUGCGAGAAAGACAUUAUCGCAAAGAUGACCGCGCCGCAUUGAUCAGCGACACACAAACACACACACAUACACACACGCGCACACACACACACACACGCACACGCACACACACAGACGCCCAGAUGUUUCGUUACGUUGUGUCAUCCUUGUGCUGUCAUCAGACGUACAUUGCCAGUGCCCCCUGUUCACACAGCACAAACACGCACACUCGUUGCUCUGUUUGUUGUCUGUAUUCAUUUCACUUUUGGACAAAUAGAGAGAAAAAAAGACAAA